Somion occarium is the source of this 1021-nucleotide messenger RNA. The record is from the annotation of a GenBank genome assembly. NCBI's taxonomy places the organism in Eukaryota, Fungi, Basidiomycota, Agaricomycetes, Polyporales, Cerrenaceae.
ACAGACGGCUUGCCCUUCAAUAUCAUCCUGACAGGAAUCAUGGAGACGAGCAGAAGGCUACUGACCGAUUCGCCAUGCUCUAACGAGCGUAUGAGGUUUUGAGCGACGAACAGGAACGAGCUGCAUACGACUUUAAAAAACCCUCAAGAGACUCUGAACCAGCUCCACCUCCCUCGGCUGAAGAGAUCACGAAGACGAUGCCUGGAUACUUCCAACCAGACCCUCCCCGACCAAGAGCUCCAAAAUCAUCUGACUUAGUUCCGGAGGAUAUUCUCGUAGGAUUGGACUACCUUCCUACGUCUGGCGCCCGUGGCUAUGUACCAAAGGAUCUCCUGUAUUUCUUUGUGCCAAUUGUGAAUAACCAGUUUGGGACGAAUAUGUGGGGCGACGAACCAAAGAGUUUUGUGACGAUCUAUCGUGAGGUGUUCACGCUAAUUGCACAGGAUGAGCUUAGACAUGGGAAAGGAAAGACAUCGCUGCCGUCCUUCGGUCAAUUCUCUACACCAUGGGUCUCUCGUCGAAACAGGGGAGCUGUGAAGUGCUUCUAUGACGUGUGGAAGAACUUCUCUACGACGAAGAAUUUCUCUUGCUUUGAAAUAGUAACUCUAAACUCCAAUGCGCCGCGUGAAGAACGAAGAUACGUGAAUGCUAUCAACAAGAAGUUUAAAACUGACCUAAUUCGUCUAUACAACGAGAGAGUUUCGAUGGGCUUCAUUACCGUUCACAGCAACUCGCCAAACUCCUUCAGGACAUUGAUCCUCGUUAUGUCUGCCGCGAUACGUGUCUCUGUCAGCCUUGUUACAGACAACGAAUGUCUAAUCGAGCAGCGAGGAUGCAUCUUUAAACACCUCGCACCGAUGUUCAUAUGAUUGUCCCUGCUGUAGUUUUAUACUGUGCUGUAUUUUGUACUUUCCAUUGUUGUAUUUGCACUGCCCAUCUGCUUCUUUCGCCUGUGAUGUUGCUUCAUCUUGUUCAGUAGUAGUCUGUAGACAUGCGAAAUGCCAGCGUCGAAUUGCGUCGU